AUGGGGCUGUUCGGGAAGAAAGUCACCCCAAGCAGUCCUGCUGAGGAUGUCGACGCCAUUGUCGAGGCUCCGAGUCACGAUGCGGAAAAGCAGCAGCCCAUGCACAAGGAAGAAACCCACACCGCGCUCCCGCAGAUGCCUCAAACUACAAUGUCGAUAGAUCCUGCAUUGGAAGCUCGAGUGCUGAGAAAGUUGGACCUCAGAGUUCCGACCUUGCUAGGGUUUCUUUAUCUCUUAUCGCUGCUCGACAGGAGCAACAUCGGGAAUGCCAAAAUUGCGGGAAUGGAAGAGGAUCUCAACCUCACGGGAAAUCGAUACUCAUGGCUCCUGACAAUCUUCUACAUUUCGUAUACUCUUUUUGAGUUCCUGGCGCUGAUGUGGAAGAUAAUGCCUCCGCACAGAUGGGCAGCUAUUACCGUCCUGAGUUGGGGUAUUGUGGCAACUUGUCAGGCGGCAGUGCAGAAUUGGGGAGGAUUGAUGGCCCUGCGGUUUCUGUUGGGCAUGUCGGAAGCUGCCUUCGGCCCAGGAAGUCCAUACCUGCUAUCAUUCUUUUAUCGGCGCCAUGAGUUAGGACUUCGAUGCGGCAUGUUUUUGUCGGCAGCCCCUUUGGCAAACACCUUUGCAGGCGCUCUCGCUUAUGCUAUCACCUCCGGCCAUGCUAAGAUAGCGAAUUGGCGGCUGUUGUUCCUGGUGGAAGGGAGCCCGUCACUCUUGGCGGCCAUUCUGGCUUGGUUUUACCUGCCAGAUCACCCGUCGUCCGCACGUUUCCUGACCGAAGAAGAGAAAGAAGUCACACGGGCCAGAUCGCUUCGACGGAGUGGUGAGAGCGAGCGAGUUAGUGGGAUCGACUGGAAAGAAUUAGGCCAUACUUUGCUGGAUGCGAAGGCGUGGAUCUUGGCAUUCAUGUACUUCAGCUGCAACGUGAGCUUCUCAUCAUUGCCCGUUUUUUUGCCGACGAUCCUGGAAGAUAUGGGGUUUACCUCCAUCAACGCUCAGGGGCUGACGGCACCGCCAUUCUUUGCGUCCUUCCUCGUCACGAUCGCUACGACAUGGGUUGCUGAUCGGAUUCAGCAGCGGGGCCUGGUGAUUGCUUGUGCCUCUCUAGUCGGUGCUGUUGGCUACGUAUUACUUGCGGCUUGCAACUCUGUUGGCGUUCGCUACCUUGGCGUGUUCCUUGCUGCUAUCGGGGUGUUCCCGUCUAUCGCCAACAUUCUUCCCUGGGCUCUGAACAACCAAGGCUCGGAUAGCCGACGAGGCAUGGGCAUUGUCAUUCUGAACGUCAUCGGCCAGUGUGGUCCCUUUUUGGGGACCAAUGUUUUCCCAUCCAGCGAUUCACCUCGCUACACUCGCGGGUUGUCUAUCUGCGCCGCUUUCAUGUUUUUCAACACGAUUCUUGCACUGUCUUUGCGAGUUCUCCUGGCCUGGGAGAAUCGCCGUUUGGAUCAGCGGUAUGGUGCAGUGGCGGAAUGGACAGCUGGGGCCAAGGAUAAUACGGCUGUGGGGGAGGAGAAUUAUGGGGCGGGCUUCCGAUAUGUGUUCAACGGCAUCCGCUUCUCAAUCACCGACCUCUCCCCCCCCACCGCCCGCCUCCUGCCCACCGUCUACCAAUCCCGCGCCGCAAUUUCUCUCUACGAUGCCCAAUUCUCCCCGCAGACAGAAACAGAAACGCGAACGCGAACGCAAACGCGGGGCCCGAUCCCGGACACAACCAUCGCCCAAGUCCUCGACCACCUGCGCCACUUCCAAUCCACAUGCAGCGACUUCGGGGUGAGGGCGACCAACAUCCACGUGCUGGCGACGGAGGCGACGCGGACGGCGCCGAACGCGGCGGCGUUCUGUGGUGCGAUCCGCGCGCACACCGGCUGGGAGGUGCGGCUGCUGACCAAGGAGGAGGAAGGGCGGAUUGGCGCCUUGGGGGUCGCGAGCUCUUCGGCGAGGGUGGCCGGGAUCGCCAUGGAUUUGGGCGGCGGGAGUACCCAGAUUACGUGGGUUGUGGAGGAGGACGGUGGGGCAGUGCGGACGAGUCCUCGGGGCGCGUUCAGUUUUCCGUACGGCGCGGCGGCGUUGGGUCGGUUGCUUCGGGAGGCUGAGGCUGAGGCUGAUACCAAGUCGAGCGAUGAUGGAACGACGGCGUUGGGGGCGCUCAAGGCCGAGAUGACCCGCCAGUUCCAGACGGCGUAUCGCGAGCUCGAGGUGCCAGAUUCCCUUUUGCUCGGGACCCAGGGGGAAGGAGGCUGCCAACGCAGUCUAUAUCUCUGCGGCGGCGGGUUCCGCGGCUGGGGGUACGUGCUCAUGAAGACGUACUCCGACAAACAGAGCGAGGGCGAGGGCGAGGCGUACCCGAUCCCCAUCAUCAACGGGUUCCGGGUCCCGCGGGCGGAAUUCCACGACACCGCCGCGGUGCUGCAGGAAGUUGCAGACACCAACACUACUGCAACCACCACGACGACCAAAAUCUACGGCGUGUCGCGGCGCCGCGCCGCGCAGAUCCCCGCCGUCGCGUUUUUGGUGAACGUCAUCAUGGACGCGCUGCCCGCCGAGGCCAUCACGCACAUCCAGUUCUGCCAAGGCGGCGUCCGCGAGGGCUUCCUGUACGACCGGCUCCCGCCGGCGGUGCGCGCCCAGGACCCCCUCCUCGCCGCGACGCGGCCGUAUGCGCCGCCGUCGGCGGACGUGCUGCGCGAUCUGCUGCGGGCGGCGCUGCCGGACACGCCGUCACCGCGGGACGCGGACUCGUUCCAUCUGCCCCAGUCAUUCUGGGCGACGAAUCUGCUGGCGGCGCUGGCGGAUUUGCUGUUCGCGCAUGCGAAGGUGCCCCGCGAGUCGCGCGCCGCCGCCGCGCUGCAUAGCACCGCGACGGGGAUCCUGGCGGCCACGAACUGUCUGUCGCAUGUGGAGCGCGCGCUGAUCGCGCUGGUGCUCUGUGAGCGCUGGGACGGGGAGCUCGCCCCGACCGAUGAGGCGUACCAGCGGCAGCUGGUGCGGUGCGUGUCGCGCGAGGAGGCGUGGUGGUCUCGGUACCUGGGGCGCGUGGCGGCCUUGGUCGGGGAUGUGUAUCCUGCCGGCCGGGAGCCGGAGGAGGGCCGUUGGAGGGUGCGGUUCGAGACGGAGUGGAGCGCGGUCGUGAAGAAACAGGGAAGGGAAGUGCGCGACGUGCUGCACCUGACGGUGCGGCGUGGGGACGCUGCCACUACGUCCAUGCUACAGGAGAUACUGACGGACAGGGCGGACGGCUUGGAGAAGGUGGGCAAGAAGAAGAAUUGGGUUCAUGGGCGCGGGGUGAAGGUCAAGGUCACUGUCGUGUAG
Messenger RNA from Aspergillus brunneoviolaceus CBS 621.78, 3306 nucleotides. RefSeq names its product putative MFS transporter. Lineage: Eukaryota; Fungi; Ascomycota; Eurotiomycetes; Eurotiales; Aspergillaceae. Gene Ontology annotation, cellular component: membrane. Gene Ontology annotation, biological process: transmembrane transport. The coding region runs from base 1 to 3306 and encodes 1101 amino acids. The transcript is spliced from 7 exons. The record is from RefSeq and is a predicted model, not a curated record. Gene Ontology annotation, molecular function: transmembrane transporter activity.